CCGCCGCCGCUCCACGGCUCGCGCUCGUGUUGUUGUUGUGUGACACAACAGGGCGAGAGCGGCGCACAGGCGAGGCCCAGCCAGCAGACGGCGACGCUAUGCACGCGCUGUUCGGGGACCAGGGCGCCUACUACCGGCAUCCGGGCGCCGCCUACCACCACCAGGCGGGCGCCGCGCCGCCCCCGCCGCCCACCUACCAGUACUCGGCGGCCGCCGCCGCAGCGGCCGCGGCGGGCGACCAGUACCCGCGCUACGGGUACGCCGCCGCCGGGUACCCGCUGGCGGCGGCGCAGCACCACCACCACGGGCCCGCCAAGGAUAUGGUCAAGCCGCCCUACUCAUACAUCGCGCUCAUCGCAAUGGCCAUCCAGAACGCGCCCGAGAAGCGCAUCACGCUCAACGGCAUCUACCAGUUCAUUAUGGAGCGCUUCCCGUACUACCGCGAGAACAAGCAGGGCUGGCAGAACUCGAUCCGGCACAACCUCAGCCUCAACGAGUGCUUCGUCAAGGUGCCGCGCGACGACAAGAAGCCGGGCAAGGGCAGCUACUGGACUCUCGACCCGGAUUCGUACAACAUGUUCGAUAACGGAUCGUACCUGCGCCGGCGGCGGCGCUUCAAGAAGAAGGACGCGCUCAAGGAGAAGGAGGAGGCGCUGAAGCGACAGCAGGAGCAGCAGCAGCAAGGGGCGGCAGCGGCGGCGCAGCAGAAGGCGGCUCUGGCCGAGCCGCACAAGCUCAAGACGGAGUGCGUCGUGGCUAAGGCCCCCAAGCGCGAGCCGCUCGAGCUGAGCACGUGCAAGUACCCCGACGUGAAGCCCGCCGUGCUCGAGCAGCAGCAGCAGCAGCAGCAGCAGCAGCAGCAGCACGAGGCGGCCGCCUUCAGCGUGGACAGCCUGAUGACGGCCGGCAGCGUGGCCGGCAGCGCCGCCAUGUACCCGUACCACCACCACCACCACCAUCACCACCACCAGUACCACGCGCAGCCGCCACCGCCCGUCACGGUGGCGGCGGCCGACCACCACGACCAGUUCCGCACGCCGUGGUACGGCUCCCCGGACGCGGAGGCGGUCGCCGUGGCGGCGGCGUCGCUGUUCGACGGCGGCGGCGGCGGCGGGGGCGGCGGCGGGGGCGGC
This is a messenger RNA of Schistocerca nitens (vagrant locust), 1133 nucleotides long. It is a transcript of the gene croc, whose product is annotated as fork head domain-containing protein crocodile. Gene Ontology annotation, biological process: cell differentiation; regulation of transcription by RNA polymerase II; anatomical structure morphogenesis. Gene Ontology annotation, molecular function: DNA-binding transcription factor activity, RNA polymerase II-specific; RNA polymerase II cis-regulatory region sequence-specific DNA binding. NCBI's taxonomy places the organism in Eukaryota, Metazoa, Arthropoda, Insecta, Orthoptera, Acrididae. The record is from RefSeq and is a predicted model, not a curated record. The transcript has a single exon. The annotation marks the transcript as partial.